Molecule: messenger RNA, 6818 nt
Organism: Tympanuchus pallidicinctus (lesser prairie-chicken)
Lineage: Eukaryota; Metazoa; Chordata; Aves; Galliformes; Phasianidae
Gene: NOL4L
Product: nucleolar protein 4 like
Exons: 8
Coding region: 2076-3359 (427 amino acids)
Source: RefSeq, a predicted model, not a curated record
GUGCUCUGUUUUCUAAUGAAAGUUUCAUUUGAAGUUUGUUUACAGGAAAGAAGAAAUUAGCAGAGAGAAUUCUCCUGAGAACCCAGAGAGGAAAAAGAAUGAGCUGCCUGACUUGCAAGCCAAAAGAGGGUGGAAGGGUAGAUUAGAUUUACCGUAUUGCUCUGAGUCGUGGCCGUUGUUCACAAAUUCUUCCUUGUUCUCCCAGUCGCUGAGGUUCGGUGUUCAGCACCAUUGGUGGCAUGUGGGGACAACUGGGGGCUGCCCAUCUGACCAAGUGCUCGGUCCCACUGCUGCAUUGGUAGCUUCGGAGCCAGGGCUGUGCGUGCCCAGGGUCCUGCUGGUAGAGGAGGCAGUGCCAGGUGUCCCAGAGCUCUGCUAUGUGUCCCCCCCUGGGUGUCCCAGGGAGGCAGCAUGCUGGUGGCCGGGGUGGGCACAGGGCAGCGGGGCUGCUGGGGCUCAGUGGAGUGCCAGGACGCAAGCAGUGCUUCUCUUGGUUGUCAGGGAAGGGGCACGGAGGGACAAGGAGCUCCCACGGCUUGGUGCCAAACAGAGAGACUGCUCUGGUGGCUGAGUCCCCCACUGCAUCCCUGCGGUGUUAGCUGUGUGUUGCAAUCCCCUGCAGCGUGCUUGCACAGGGUGGGCUCUGCCUGCAGACCCACACGCUGUUGGAGAGGUUUGUCCUGUUGGCACUUUGGGUGAGGAUGGCCUUGGCUGCACAGUAAAGAUGGCACUGGGGACACGGGGAUGGCGUGGCCCGGCCCCACGCUGGCAGCCUGUUUCCUGCUGGGGGCUGGAGUGUGGACUUGGGAACGUGCAACAUCUGUGUUUGACCUGAGUCACAUUUACAGUUUCUGGCUUGAGUAUUUCUAAUAAUAGGCCGACGUUGUUGCACCUCAAGAGAAUGGUACACUUUUGUAAAGCCCUUUCCGCUGCAUGUGCGUGCGAGGCAUCUUUCGUGCCUCUGAUUUUCCAGCCUGCACGAGUGCCUCUGGGUCGGGGUCUGGGUGCUGAGGCUGUGCCUUCUGCAGGAGUUGUGCCUGAGCCAAACCCUUUGGAAAGCCGCCUGGGGCUCCCACCUGCCAGGUGAAGGCUGUGGGCAGCCAGGACCUUGGCAUUUGCAUUUGUCUCUUAAGCUCUGACAGUAAUCUUGGGUAAGCCUCGUGAAGGAGGCCAGAUAUUAGGAUGGCUGGCUCCCUGUGACUGUGUGCAAUGGAGACUAUAUAUAGUGUGUGGCGGGGAGACCUGUGCUGUCCUCUCCUGUAUGUGCACAAUGGGAUUUGUGGGGAGGCAGCGCCGCUCUUGGCUGGUGUAGCAGCCGGGUGUGCUGGCAGCGCUGUGCCCCAGUGCCCCCCAUGCUCCCAGUUCCCCAGUGCCCCCUGCCCUGCUUGAGCUCGGCCAUGGGUGCCUGAGCCAUAAAUUCCAGGAAGAUCCUGGGAGGUGGGGAGCGCCAGUGCCCUGGGCCUGCAGAUGUGUGUGUGGGGACAGGGAGAGGAGGAAAAGUCCCAACCUGUCCUGAAAGACGUUCGUUUAUUCACCAUAAAAUCUGUCAGCCAGAGGCAGCCAGACAGGGCAGCUUUUACGAGGCACAGCCGUACGUUGGAGAGGCUCUUGCCAAUUGCUCCUCACACGGAAAAGGAGCGGGCGGUGUAUGUAAUCUCAGGACGAGGGGAAGGAAAGAAAAGAAGCUGAGCAUUUACAAGCCUGAGAAAUGCUUCAAUCAAAGGAAAGCACAUCUGAAGGCCCUUCUGGAGGGCAUUUUUUUGUGUCCCCCGCCGCCUCGCAGUUCUGGAUGCGGCCUCUAUCCGUUAUUUUGGGGGAGCGGUCAGGGAGAGGAAGGCAGAUAAAGGGACCGCCGACGGGACCGUGUUAAUUUGGGGCAGCAUCUGCUUCCUGCAGAGCGGGAGCUGGGGGGGGUGAGGGGAGCACCGGGCCCCUCCUCUCAUUCAGGAUCCCGGCCUCGCCGGUGGUGGUUUUGAAAUCCUGCGGCUGACCUUUCCGGCUCUGGAAGCGAUCCAAGGGCUGUGUCUCAAAGUGCUCUAAAGGAUGAGACAUCGGUGAGCAGCGAGGACUUUGAUAUGAAUGACUCCACAUGGAUCUCAGCUGACCAGCAUCUGAACUCCAGCCUGAGCCCCAGCCAGGACGAGAGCAUGCGCAGCCCGCAGAACCUUCACGGCCAGGAGGAUGAUGACUCCUCAUCAGAGAGCUGCAGCGGGAAUGGCUCCUCCACCCUGAACCCCUCCACCUCCAGCAGCACGCAGGGCGACAGCGCCUUCCCCGAAAUGAAUGGGAAUGGCACCGCAGCCCCCAUGGACUUCACUGCCUCCACCGACGACCAGCCCAUCAACCUCUGCGACAAGCUCACACCUGCCCACGUCACCCCUUCCUACCAGUCGGACAGCUGCAGCACCGACGGGCUGCGCAGCAGGGUGAAGUACGCGGUGAAGACCACAGCAGAGUCCCCACCAUACAGCUCCGGCAGCUACGACUCCAUCAAGACCGAGGUCAGUGGCUGCCCCGAGGACCUGACAGUUGGCAGAGCCCCCACGGCUGACGAGGAUGACGAUGAUCACGAUGACCACGAGGACAACGAUAAGAUAAAUGACUCGGAAGGGAUGGACCCGGAGCGGCUAAAGGCCUUCAAUAUGUUUGUGCGCCUUUUCGUGGACGAGAACCUGGAUCGGAUGGUUCCCAUCUCCAAGCAGCCCAAAGAGAAGAUCCAGGCCAUCAUCGAGUCCUGCAGCCGGCAGUUCCCCGAGUUCCAGGAGCGAGCUCGCAAACGCAUCCGCACGUACCUCAAGUCCUGCCGCCGCAUGAAAAAGAACGGCAUGGAGAUGACCAGGCCCACGCCGCCGCACCUCACCUCGGCCAUGGCUGAGAACAUCCUGGCUGCUGCCUGCGAGAGCGAGACGCGGAAAGCAGCCAAGAGGAUGCGGCUGGAGAUCUACCAGACCUCGCAGGACGAACCGAUCGCCCUGGACAAGCAGCACUCCAGAGACUCCACAGCCAUCACCCACUCCUCCUAUUCACUGCCAGCUUCGUCCUACUCUCAAGACCCCGUCUACAUCAAUGGAAGCCUCAACUACAGCUACCGUGGCUAUGGGUCCCUGGGAGGCAGCCUGCAGCCACCUGCACCGCUCCAGACCGGGAACCACAGUAAUGGUCCGACUGACCUCAGCAUGAAGGGGGGGGCCUCCAGCACGGCCCAGUCCAACAGCACCAGCAGGGGGAUGCAGGCUGCCCAGCUCAGCCCCACAGAGAUCAGCGCCGUGCGGCAGCUCAUCGCCGGCUACCGGGAGUCCGCAGCGUUUCUGCUCCGCUCUGCAGAUGAACUGGAAAACCUCAUUUUACAGCAGAACUGACUCCUCGUGGCUGCGGCGCUCCUCUGUCAGGAAGACAAUUUACACCUGCUAGCAAUUGGCUCCCAGCGGUGUCCCGCUCAGGACCGCCACCGUCCUCCCGUGAAGCGGCAGCUCCGCGUAGUUGUAGAAGGUGGAACCCAACAGAGCCGUUUUCUUUUACACUCCGAGCACCUGGGACUUCAGGCACGAGGCCACGUUCCUGACCCGUACCAGAAGCCAAACGUGCGGCUUGGAAGGAUGCGGGACCUCGAGGGCAGAAGGGAGCCUGGGGAGGUUUGGGGCUGCAGAUGUAUUUAGGAUGACCUUGAUGGACCCAAAUGUUAGAAUCCCGUCCCCAGAUAAUUUCCAAGUCUUAGGUGAGCCGAAUCACAUAUUUAUUGAGAAAUGGACCCUCUUCUCCCCUUAGUAAUUUAUUUUUCUGAAAAUGGAUUCUUUUGAGUUUGUACAGAUUGCCAGUUUUGUGUCUGUCUGAUCGGAAGGAAUUUGUUCCUGUGAGAUAACACAUUCCAUAUCACAACACUACUAAUUCCCAGGCAGCUCUGCCUGUUUCUCUGGGCAGCCCCCAUCCCGCAGGGCGUGCGUUUGCCACCACCCGGCCCCAUCCGCAGCAGCAGCGGGGCUCCACGUCCUGCAGAGACUCGGACGCCCAGCAGACCUCAUGCUAAGAGGAUGUCUCGCACUUGCUAAGUCAUUGCAGAUAAGAAGGAAGGAAACACCCGAGAAACACUGUCUUGCGUUCACCAUCCGCAUUCUACCUCACACUCCAUUGUGGGCUUUUUCCAGGACUCCCCCCCCCCCUUGGCUCUGUGACUGUCAGCGCAGUGGAUGUGGAUGGUGCCCAGGAGCACAGAGCAGCAGCGCAGUGCCCAGUGCUGCCCGACGGCUCAGCUGAGCGGCCCUGGGGCAGCAGCGCAGCACCGUCGCAUCACGUGUGCAGUGCAUUCAGCAGCAGCCCCCACCCACCCCCAUUCCCUGCCCGCAGUCCUGGAACAAGCCCACAAUUCCCAAAGUGUGGAAUUGAUGCAGUCCGGUCACCGUUCCGCCCCCUCCCCAACGAUGCACUUCGUUUGCUCAGUGCAAUACCUACAACCAGUGCUGCUAAACCAGGGACGCGCUCGGCGCCGCGGUGCCACUCCUCCCCAGUGCUGGCGCGGCCCUCCUCCAGGGCAGGAAUUGUCACACCAGACCCAUUCGAUAGCACAGAACCACAUCUCAUGUGCAUUAAGCAGAGAUAGGCGCUCUCUUUGGAGCCGGCUGUUUCAUUUUGCCCUUUUUUGGCCACUUUGAGCCUGAGGACGAAGGCUGCUGCCCUCGCCCAUGCUGCAGGAGCCCCCAGCACCGCAGGUUGUGGUGAAGGCUGGUUCCCAGCCAGCAGAGCCGGGCAGCACGGUGCAGCCUUCUGAACCAACCGAACGCCCAAACACUGGAAGAAAAACAACCCCCAGCCUUUAGUUUCAGUGCAGGAAAAGCCACCAACGCGAGGACAGGCUUUUGCCUGGCCCAGCACAGAAGGGACGAACCCUUGCGUUGACUGCUCUGUUCCCCAAACCUGACAGUUCCGGUGACGUUCGGAGGAAGGGGACUCGGUCCCUCGGUGCAGAUGGAGCCCACGCAGCUCUGUGCCAUCGGGGUGGCUCCGGGGCACAGUGGGACCCAUCCCCAUCCCCGGCUCGCGCUCCCCCCGCGCACCGCCAGCCCGCUCCGUUCGCAUCCCUCCCAUCCUUGGAAUUUAUGUAAAUAUUUAUUUUUGUGUGAAUACCACGAAGUAACAAAACCUUUUACGAAAUAUGUAACCCACGGCCAUUUGUGCAAGUCUUAUUGUUAAAGAAGGAGAGGCAGAGACAAUCGCUGUCCCAGAAUUUCUCUCUUUCCGACGUGCUCCCGCGUUGCUGCCCCUGCUGUGCCGCCGCGUCCCGCCGUGCUGCACGAGGGUGCCCAGGGCCUCACCAACACACCCGCAUCCAUUCCUUUGGCUUUGAUUUACGCAGAGCUGUAGCUGUUUCGAGCAGACCGCCCUCGACUUUGUCUUAGCGUGGAUUGAAGUUUCGUAGCUCUUUUCUAAGCUGCUGCAGAACGCGGCGGAGGCCCCACGGUUGUGUAGGAAGGACACUGAGCAGCCCCCCCCCCUGCCCUAAGGAUGCUGUAACUCAGGGCUGCACGGUACAGACGCACAGCCCCGCUGACAGCCGCAUCCCAGACAAGCGAUGAAACAAACGGGAUUGACUACAGAUUUCUGUCAGGGAUUUAUGGUGGUUUUUUUUUGUGGGUUUUCUUUGUUUUUCUUUCUUUUUUCCCUUUAGUCCCUUCGGCACAAGCUCUGUGCAGGUCCCACUGCCCCGUGCUGGCGCUGGGCCGCGUGCUGUGUUUAUUUAACACAAACUCAUCGCUGAUGGAGUAAAGAGAUCCCUGUCGUCUCUCCCUUUUGGGUCACUCCCAGCUGCCCGCAGGGGCCGUUCCCGUGCAGGGUCUCUCCAUGGGAGCACUCCGGGUUGGUGGCACUCAGACCUCCCGACCCGCGGUCGGAUCAGUACCAGUCCACGUCAAAUGCUGCUUUGAACUCAGAGGGUUGAUAUACUUUUGAUUUGUAAUUUUUUGUAAGACUUUUUACAAGGUAGCAUAGUACUUCACCGGAAUACCAACUACAAUCCGUCCAUGGUCUGAUUUUUUAUAUAAUUUAGUGGUGCUUUAGGAACUUUCGUUCGGUUGUUUCGGAGCUGUCCGGCUCAGUUUUUUCGCCUGUAUCUACCUAAGACCAAUGUGAACCUUUGUAUUUUUGCUCCUAAUUUUGGACUCAGUGAAAGUGUACUGUUUACAUGUACAGAACUCCCGGCCCCUGUGUGUUCCGCGCGACCGCCGUUGGGGAGGAACCGGCCCGCGCCCGCUCGUCUGCUUGACCAAGCCACAGUCACACCUCACCCACACCUCCCUGCCCCAAACACCCCCUCCAGCUGCUGGAGGCUUUGCCAGCGGCCGACGCAAAGAUUGGCUGUGAUUUGAAAUGGGAAUCGAUGUGAAGCUGCAGCCGAGCAGAGCUCCAAGCGGGCACAAAGGCAGCGCUGACGCUUCGCCAUUCCCUCCAGGCCCGGGCGCGAAGCUGCCCCCCAAAAACACGAGGAGAGCCAGAAUCACAUCCAGAACGGGAGAACAGCAGUGGGCAGAGCUGGAGCUCAGCGCCCAGGAUGUGGGAUGGGGUGGGAUGGCAGCGCUGCCCAGGGCUGGGGGACGGCAGCGCCUUCAGAGGGGCAGUGAGAACGCAUUCGGCACUUCAUCCAGCUCCUAAGGCGACACUUUAUUGCUUAAUCAAUGGGUUCGUUUCAAAAUGACAUUUUUGCAGAUAGGCACCUAUGCAACUUCGUGUGGCUCUUAAGCAGAUGAGCACUUCCUCCUCAAUGAGCUCGAUAAGAGUUAUUUGUGUUAUAUACUGUGGAUUUUUCCAGUAAAUGUGGCUUAAUAUUUUAA